GUUUGUUUGUUUGUACAGAUUACAGAUUUUGAUUCACAUCCUUUCACAGAUAUUUAUAAAAAUCCUGCAGUAACUCCAUCUCUCAUCAGCUCAGAAUGGACCACCAUGACUGGCAUCGAGGGAGGAACAGAGGUCACAGGCACUAUGAUGAGGAUGACAAUGAUGAGGUCCAACCAUUCUACAUCGGUGUUCCAGUUGCACACAGACGGAAAAGACGCAGACAUCACUCCUACACUCGUGAUGCCGAGCAUGACUCACGGCACUCACACUACGAUCACUAUGCACGCCAUGAGCACUCACACGGAGAAUACUACCACGACAGAGAGGAGCCCUGUGACGACGGAGGCAGUGCAGAGCAUCACGAGCACGUUGAUCCCACAGUGUCACCGGCUGCAGAGCGACUUCGUCACAUUCUAGGGGAGGAUGACAGCUCCCCAACGCCGACAAUAUUCACUGAAAUGGACACACUGCAGCUAUAUGGAGAUGAACUGGAGUGGAAAGAGUCUGCAAGGUGGGUAAAAUUUGAGGAGAAGGUGGAGGAGGGAGGAGAACGAUGGAGCAAGCCCCAUGUCUCCACACUGACCCUUCACAGCCUUUUUGAGCUGAGGACCUGCCUGCAGACAGGAAGUCUUCUGCUUGAUCUGGAAGGCUACUCCUUACCACAGAUAGUGGAGGAGAUUGUGGAUCGACAGAUAGCUGACGGUCUCAUUCCUCAGGAUCUGAAGGAGAAGAUUAUUUUUGUACUGCUCAGAAAGCACCGUCACCAGACCAAGAAACCAAUCCACCGCUCACUGGCAGACAUAGGAAAGUCCACCAACACUUCCUCCAAUCGCAGUCCUCAGGCUAAUCUGAGUCGUAGUCCUAGUUCAGCUUCUGGGAUCCACCGCUCCACAGAGGACCUACGUUCUCGGCAGUCAAGCAGCCUUGGCCGCCUGCAUUCUGCUCAGAGCCGAAGCAUGAAUGAUAUUUCAGACACACCCAGCACCGACCAGCUGAAGAAUAAGUUCAUGAAGAAGAUUCCUCGUGAUGCUGAGGCUUCCAAUGUUAUGAUUGGUGAGGUGGAUUUUCUGGACAAACCAUUUGUCUCUUUUGUUCGUCUGGCUCAAGCCACAACACUGGGAGGCCUCACUGAGGUACCAGUCCCCACCAGGUUUCUCUUCAUUUUACUGGGUCCUCAAGGCAAAACCAAAUCCUACAAUGAAAUUGGAAGAGCAAUUGCUACUCUCAUGGUAGAUGAUCUCUUUAGUGACGUUGCCUACAAAGCGAGGGAUCGUGAUGACUUAAUUGCAGGUGUGGAUGAGUUUCUGGAUGAGGUGAUUGUUCUUCCUCCAGGGGAAUGGGAUCCUAAAAUUCGCAUUGAACCUCCCAAAAAAGUUCCAUCAGCAGAAAUGAGGAAGUCCGUUCUUAACCUGAAUGAGCUGGGUCAGAUGAAUGGCUCAGCAGGUGGAGCAGCUGGAGGAAAAGAUGAGGGGCUUCCUGUUCAGCAUGAACUGGGAGAGGAACUGAAAUUCACUGGGAGAAUUUGUGGUGGAAUGUGGCUGGACAUCAAAAGGAAGAUGCCCUUUUAUUGCAGUGAUAUUUAUGAUGGCUUCCAUAUCCAGUCUAUCUCUGCUGUCCUCUUUAUUUACCUGGGCUGCAUCACCAACGCCAUCACCUUUGGAGGACUGCUGGGAGACGCUACUGACAAUUACCAGGGAGUAAUGGAGAGUUUCCUUGGCACUGCUUUAGCUGGAACUGUCUUCUGUUUGUUUGGAGGACAACCGCUCAUUAUUCUCAGUUCAACUGGACCCAUUCUCAUUUUUGAGAAACUGCUUUACAACUUCAGCCAGACCAACGACAUCGACUACAUGGAGCUGCGUUUGUGGAUCGGCCUUCACUCAUGCCUGCAGUGUUUUAUACUGGUUCUCACAGAUGCUAGCUACAUUAUCAAAUACAUGACACGUUUCACUGAAGAGGGUUUCUCCAGCCUUAUCUCCUUCAUUUUUAUCUCAGAUGCAAUCAAGAAGAUGGUGGAAUCCUUUAAAUAUUACCCAAUCAACCGUGGCUUCAAGCCUGAUUAUGUGACAGCCUACAAGUGUGAAUGCAUUGCUCCAGACCAGGCCUCUGCUCUGGGUUUAAAUGUUUCAGCUCCACUCGCAGAUGAUAACAUGACUCUGUUGUUUAAUUUGACAGACCUGGACUGGAGUCAGCUGAGUAAGAAAGAGUGUGUGAAAUAUGGUGGUUCUCUGGUGGGGAACGCGUGUAAGUAUGUCCCCGACCUGGCCCUCAUGUCCUUCAUUCUCUUCUUUGGCACCUACUCCAUGACUAUUUCUCUCAAGAAGUUCAAGUUCAGCCGCUACUUCCCGACAAAGAUGAGGAAGCUAAUCAGUGAUUUUGCCAUCUUCAUGUCAAUCCUGGCCUUUGUGGGUCUGGAUUUAUUGAUGGGUUUAGACACACCUAAACUAAUCGUUCCAACAGAAUUCAAGCCAACACGUCCUGACCGUGGUUGGAUUGUUCUUCCGUUUGGUAAGAACCCCUGGUGGUGGUAUCUGGCCAGCUUCGUUCCUGCUCUCCUCGUCACCAUCCUCAUCUUCAUGGAUCAGCAGAUCAGUGCCGUUAUCGUCAAUCGCAAGGAAAACAAACUUAAGAAAGGCUGUGGUUACCACCUGGACUUGUUCUGGGUGGGUAUCCUGAUGGCUCUGUGCUCGUUCAUGGGUCUGCCCUGGUACGUCGCUGCCACUGUCAUUUCCAUCGCUCACAUCGAUUCUCUGAAGAUGGAGAGCGAGUGCAGCGCUCCUGGAGAACAGCCACAGUUUCUUGGAGUCAGAGAACAGCGACUAACCGGGAUUCUGGUGUUUGUUCUGACCGGACUCUCGGUGUUCCUUGCUCCCAUCCUUCAGUACAUCCCCAUGCCGGUCCUUUAUGGAGUGUUCCUCUACAUGGGAGUAGCGUCACUGAGCGGCAUCCAGUUCUGGGAGCGGAUCAAGUUGUUUCUGAUGCCGCCCAAACACCAGCCAGACUUCUCUUUCCUGCGCCACGUCCCCCUUAGACGUGUCCACCUCUUCACUCUUGUCCAGAUCACCUGUCUGGCUGUUCUCUGGAUCCUCAAGUCCACAUUCCUGGCCAUCAUCUUCCCAGUCAUGAUUCUGGGUCUGAUGUUUGUACGAAAACUACUGGAUCUGAUGUUUUCUCAACAUGACCUGGCAUGGCUGGAUGACCUCCUGCCUGAUAAAGACAAAAAGAAGAAAGAGGAUGAGAAGAAGAGGAAGAAAGAGAAGAAAGCCGUUGAGCCAGAGAGCGACGAGGAGUGUUGCUGAAAAGGCACUGUAUAACACUUACUACAAUCUUCUUGUCUGUCUGCCUUUAUUAUCCAUGUUUAUCCUCCUCUCCUGAGAUUCCUUUGGCUUUUCUGUGGCUUUUUUUUUGUUGUUCCCAUUCUGACCUGGGUUCAGUUCUGAGGAGGCUGGUUGUACUCUGUGUUUUUGUUCCAUCAAUAAAGAUCUCGCAUCUGACCACAAACACAUCAAUGUGCUUCAAGUUUCUGCAAACUUCAGUAGUCAAAACACUGAGAGUUGAUGUUUUUGGUGCAAAGCAAUCACCAAUGAAAAGUCAUUAAAGUGGAGUUUACCAUUUCAUUCACAAAUUGAUAUUUAUAAUAAGUUACAGUAUAAAGUUUAUUAUGUUUUUUUAUAGCUGAUUAGAUUUAUUAAUCUGUGGGAUCAGUAAGUUGUUCAGUAACAAUUCACCUUUUUAAAAAGUUUUUUUUCUACCACAGGAUGGUGUACAUUCAUCUGAGUACAGUUAUGUUGGUUCAUGGCAAAAAAGAAAUUUCACAUUAAAGCCAUAGAAAAAAUCAGCCUUCUGUCAAUUUUAGGUUUUAAAAAUUAGAUUCUGCUCUUGACUGCUUUCUAAUUGUACCCAAAUGAAACCGUUUGUGCAAAAAAAUACAGCCGAUUCCAUCAUAUUUUUUAAAUUAAACACAAAAACAAAUUAAAAAUACUUUGUAUUUUUUAACAUCCAACAUCUUUUUGUCCAAAGAUUCAGCAGCUUGUAGAAACAUCGUCAACAGUUAAAAAAAACAGGCACAGUGUCACAGCUGGUAGAACUGUUGCCUCUCUCAGUAAGAAGAUUGCUAAAUCCCAGUUCAGGACCUUUCUGGUUAGAGUUUGCAUGUUCUUUUCAUGCAUGUUUUCUCCAGGUACUCCGGUUUCCAGACUGUUAGCU
Messenger RNA from Austrofundulus limnaeus, 4203 nucleotides. It is a transcript of the gene slc4a5b, whose product is annotated as solute carrier family 4 member 5b. NCBI's taxonomy places the organism in Eukaryota, Metazoa, Chordata, Actinopteri, Cyprinodontiformes, Rivulidae. The transcript is spliced from 26 exons. Bases 96 to 3296 code for a protein of 1066 amino acids. Gene Ontology annotation, biological process: monoatomic anion transport; transmembrane transport; bicarbonate transport. Gene Ontology annotation, molecular function: sodium:bicarbonate symporter activity; solute:inorganic anion antiporter activity; monoatomic anion transmembrane transporter activity. Gene Ontology annotation, cellular component: plasma membrane. The record is from RefSeq and is a predicted model, not a curated record.